Callorhinchus milii (elephant shark) is the source of this 2317-nucleotide messenger RNA. It is a transcript of the gene abcd4, whose product is annotated as ATP-binding cassette, sub-family D (ALD), member 4. Gene Ontology annotation, cellular component: peroxisomal membrane. Gene Ontology annotation, molecular function: long-chain fatty acid transmembrane transporter activity; ABC-type transporter activity; ATP hydrolysis activity. Gene Ontology annotation, biological process: long-chain fatty acid import into peroxisome; fatty acid beta-oxidation; very long-chain fatty acid catabolic process. The record is from RefSeq and is a predicted model, not a curated record. Lineage: Eukaryota; Metazoa; Chordata; Chondrichthyes; Chimaeriformes; Callorhinchidae.
GGAGGCUGCGGGGCUGCCGGGCGGGGGAGCGCGAGGUCCCGCUGCCAUGGCUCGGCGCUCGGGGCUGAGGGGGAAGCAGCCGGUCAGCAGCAGGCCGAAGCUGGAUCUACUGUUUUUGCAGCGAUUUGGGCGGAUCCAGGCUAUUCUCUACCCGUCAUGGCUGUCGCAGAGUGUGCUGAUGUAUGCCACGCUGCUGGCUGUCGCCCUCCUUGAACAGCUGGUGGUUUAUCAGGUGGGGAUCAUCCCCAGUCAUUUCUAUGAAGUUCUGGGAAACAAAGAUCUAACCAGCUUUAGAAACCUCACCCUCAUCGCCAUCAUCAUAGUGCUCAAUUCAGUGCUAAAGAGUUUUGACCAGUUUAUUUCGAGUCUGAUGUACGUGCACUGGAGGCAGAGCCUGACCACGUACCUGCACAGGAACUACUUCCAGAGGAAGGUCUACUACGUGCUGAACGUGCUGCGAGAGGACCUGGACAACCCGGACCAGCGGAUUAGCCAGGACGUAGAGCGGUUCUGCCAGGCGCUGAGCACCGUGGCCAGUAAAUGCAUAAUUUCUCCAUUUACACUGGGCUACUACACCUACCAGUGCUUUCACAGCACUGGCUGGAUGGGGCCCGUCAGCAUCUUCAUUUACUUUGUGAUUGGAUCCACCGUCAACAAGAUCCUGAUAGGACCCAUCGUGGCCACCCUGGUGGAGCAGGAGAAGCUGGAGGGAGACUUCAGGUUCAAGCACAUGCAGAUCCGAGUAGGCGCAGAGUCUGCGGCCUUUUACAGAGCGGGGAGCGUGGAGCAGGUGAGGACAGGCAAGAGACUCCAGGAACUGCUGCGGACACAGAGGUUGCUGAUGCAGAGGGAGCUGUGGCUUCACCUGGGGGUGAACACGUUCGAUUACCUGGGCAGCAUCCUCAGCUACGUAGUGAUCGCUGUGCCUAUCUUCAGUGGGGUGUACGAUGGGCUGCACCCCGCAGAGCUCAUCGCGCUUGUCAGCAAGAAUGCCUUUGUGUCCAUCUACCUGAUCAGCUGCUUCAGCCAAUUGAUCGAUCUCUCGACGUCCGUGUCUGACCUGGCCGGCUACACGCACAGGAUCGGGGAGCUGCAGGAAGCCUGCCUAGAGAUUUCCAAAUCCCAAGGGAAAGAGGGUCUUUGUGUCAGCGAGGAUUUGUGGGAGUUUGAAGAUAGCCUGGAUUUAGGCGAGGGGCAGUCCAGUGGGAAGGCCUGGAUUCUGGAGCGAGUCUCCUUCACCUCGCCCUCUUCAGACCAGCUCCUGGUGCAGAACCUGACGCUGCAGAUCACAGAGGGCAACAGCCUGCUGAUUACAGGCAACACAGGCACCGGGAAGACGUCCCUGUUACGGAUCCUGAACGGACUGUGGGAAGCCGCGGAGGGCUCCGUGCGGAGGUUGACCUGCUUCGGGCCCCAUGGGAUUCUCUUCAUUCCCCAGAAGCCGUUCUUCACAGAUGGGACCCUGCGGGAGCAGGUGAUUUACCCCUUGAAAGAGAUCUACCCAGCCUCAGAUUCAGCCGACGAGAGAAUCAUUCGUUUCUUGGAACUCACAGGCCUGAUGUCGCUGUUGAAGAGGACGGGAGGGCUUGACAAACAGAUGGAGUGGAACUGGUUCGACGCUUUGUCUCCAGGAGAAAUGCAGCGGUUGUCCUUCGCUCGGCUUUACUAUCACCAGCCCAAAUACGCAGUAUUGGAUGAAGCGACGAGUGCGUUGACGGAGCAGGUGGAGGGCGAGCUUUACCGGGCCUGUAAGCAGCUGGGGAUGACCGUGGUCAGUGUUGGGCAUCGCAGCAGCUUGGAGAAGUACCACGACUCUUUGCUGAAGCUCUCGGGAGCUGGUGCUUGGGAGCUGAGUCAACUCCGUUGACAGGCCGGCAAAGCAGAAUGUCAAGGAGGUCGGAGCUGGUCGCACGUUUUCCCAGCUUGCUGGACCCCUGGAAUGUACGGCAGUCCCAUUGGGACCAAGGACAUCACCGUAACGCCUAGAAAUGUCACAGCUCGGAGGCAAAGCACUCCCAGCUUUCAGUCCUGGUGUAUGUUCACAACUUGUAGGAUGAGCCAGGAGGAGGUCUAUAAUUUUCCUCGACUUCAAGUGAAUGAUUCAGAAUGACUACAUGCAAUCAUGAAAAGAAAGGGAUAAUUCCCAGAGAUAGUUAUUUUUAUUGACUGAUCUCAUUUCUAUUGGAUGGAGGGCAUGGCUGAGGUGUGAGACAUUACCAGUCCACUGCUCUGACCAGACUGAGCUAAUUGGAAAAGAUGAGGUAUUAGUGCUAUAAAAGAUCUGCUGUGAGCUAAUAAACUGGUGAAACGAGCUCAA